Molecule: messenger RNA, 597 nt
Organism: Caenorhabditis briggsae
Lineage: Eukaryota; Metazoa; Nematoda; Chromadorea; Rhabditida; Rhabditidae
Exons: 4
Coding region: 1-597 (198 amino acids)
Source: RefSeq, a predicted model, not a curated record
AUGAACUUUUGGAUCUUAUUGAGCGUGAGCUUUGCUGUAGCUCAUUGCUCUUCGUAUGAAUCUCUUGAAACCAGUGACGAAUAUGAUAGACGAGACUCGUCCAGUAAUGAGUAUGAACGGCCAGACUUUCCUUAUUCCCAACAAGAUAUGUAUAGACCAAGACAAGGCUACCCACAAAUACUUCCAUCACCAGAUUAUCCAAGACUGCCUUCUGCGCCUUAUGGUGGACCAUCAGGACUUCAUUACCCACAAUAUGACAACAGCCCAAAACUCAAAACGCUUCGCGGUGACAAAAUUGUAAAAGCCAAAUUGAGAUACUAUACCAGUGGCCCCAACACAUACGUGGUCAUCAGCUGCCCAAGAAACUCAACUCCUGGAGCAUACACAUGGAUUUUGGCCGACUCGAAACGCGGAAGAACACCAUCAUUUGGACACCCGGAAACCGUAACCCUUGCUGGUGGUAUCCAUGUGGAGUACAUUGCCAAAUUAGUAGCUGAUCAGAAAUGGGAAGGCCGAGACUUCACAGAUGACGAGAAGCACAAAUUCCGCCGUGUUGGAUGCACACAUGGACAAACGCAGUCAUUUGUCCAAAACUGA